Molecule: messenger RNA, 1817 nt
Organism: Folsomia candida
Lineage: Eukaryota; Metazoa; Arthropoda; Collembola; Entomobryomorpha; Isotomidae
Exons: 2
Coding region: 464-1150 (228 amino acids)
Source: RefSeq, a predicted model, not a curated record
CCAAAAUCUUAAAUAAUAAUUAAAAGAAUUUCCAUAGGAAACACAUCCGAAAUUGACACAAUAUGACUCGAUAGCAUUUUAACCCGUUCAUCUAAUACAUACAAAUAAUUAACAAAUUUCCAAGCAUGACUAGUGUGAUCAAACCAUUAGAAAAUAUUUGUAAAUACAGUUACACGAACAUGCAUAUGCAUAUUAAUACGUAUACCCAACGCCCACUGGAAAACUGUUGAUAAGUAUUAACAUCGACAUGUUCAAAAUUGGUAGAAGUUCAACUAAUAAUAUUAAGAGCCGUGAUACCUUUCUUGCAUAAAACACUAAAAUAUUCAUACUUUAGCCACCAUAAUUAUCUUUAUAUCCAACGGAAGCGUUAUUAAUUUGACUUCUGAGUUGUUUUAUUUGCAACAAUGACGUGGCAUACAUAAUACUGAACAGAAUUCCGUAAACAUAACAUAAUUCGCAGGAAAUGUUCCAGGCACAAGUACUCCAAAUUUUUAAAAUGCACAUCAAAGUUGGUCAGUUUUUGAAAUGCAUUCCGUUUGAGUAUUAUGAUACGUCUGGAAAAUUAUUAAAGAGUGAGUCAGCAGAGCAACUGCAAUUUUUCAAGUUCCAAUCCAUAAUCUCAGCGCUUUACGCUGUGACAAUGUUUGUAAACGUCUUCGUGGGACCACUGACGUUAACCGGAAGAUUUCAAGGUCUAACGUUUUCCCUUAUUUAUGCAAUCGCCGCAGUGUCAGGGUGGAACUACCGAAUGGACAUAAUUCCAGCUCAAGUUAUCAACUUCUUCCUCCAGUUUGAAGAAAAAGUGAUAAAAGAAUUACCGUCGCAAGGGAUUUCCUUUCUAACCAAAGCAUUGAAAAUUGUCGUCGUUCUUUGUGAAUUCUCCGUCGUAACGGUCCCAAUCCUUGAAUUUAUUUUGUUAUCAUUUGCACCAUGCAUACCACCCUUCAUGUUAUCAAUGAUGUCGAACUGUACAACCCUUCAGACGAAUGCAUCAUGGCAGAUUCAAGGAAUGCAAUUGGUUAUCCAUCUGUUUGAAGCGUGGGUAGGGUUACUUACCCUCGAGGGCCCUCGCUUCAGGUUGUACCUGGAUCAUAUACAUCGGUAUUGUGUGUGUGACUUGCAUUCUGAGUUAUAUUCGGGUAUUAGAUAGGUAAGUAUUUGGAUCAAUAACGUACUUGUCCAACAGAGAAAAUCGAUGAUAUAUAAAUAUACAUAUGUAUGCACACUUAAUUACAAAUAUCAACUAUGUAUUUUAUAACUAUUAAAUUAUUUUAGUGAGAUUACGAAAAUUGGGAACAGCGCCGAUAUCCGGAAAUGCGUCCACUUCUUCCAUUCUAUCAAAAUCUUGGAGAAAUCAUGCAACGCGAUGAGCCUGCUUUUCCUCGGCCUCGUUUUGGGCAUUCCGGGCAUCGAAAUCGUGACACUGUUCGUUGCAGUAAAUUUGCAUAACGAGAUCAUUAUUAUUCAUUAUGCCUGGAUUUCUUGUGUUCCCUUUACUCGCUUUUGAUGCUGUAUUGGUGAAUAUUUUGUCCUUCGGCGUGGCUGGCUUGGUCCACACUAGGUCUGAAAAUUUAAUUGAACGCAUUUCCGAGAAAGUGAUGUGGUUGGAGAAGAGAUCGCUGUUGAAGAGAGAGCUGAGGGCCUUGCAGCCCUUGAAGAUUCAUUUUGGGUCGAAUUUCGUGGAUCGGGGGACUCCAUUAGUAAUGCAGAGCUUCUGUUUAAAUAGAACUAUGACCCUGACGCUUAUCCGAAGUCGACAUGUGCGAAAGUAGUAACUUAACGGUAGCAUUAUAAUUAUGUAUGCAAAUAUAUAACUC